Prunus dulcis (almond) is the source of this 1029-nucleotide messenger RNA. Its product is annotated as dnaJ homolog subfamily B member 3. The transcript has 5 exons. The record is from RefSeq and is a predicted model, not a curated record. Lineage: Eukaryota; Viridiplantae; Streptophyta; Magnoliopsida; Rosales; Rosaceae. Bases 335 to 814 code for a protein of 159 amino acids.
GCGAGUCGUAUUGCACGGAUGGAAAGAAAUCUCUCGAAGGUUCCCCUUUGUAUCAGUGAGAAGAUAUUUUCUCUGUUUCCGAACAAAAACGCCACCCUAAAAAAAAAAGAAAGACAAACGCACAGGGCCUCUCUAUUCUUUUUCCCUGUGAAGGGCUCACAGACAUUCCUCUGUGGCUCUCUUUGUCUGCUUGUUGCCUCUGGUUCUCCAUGGUGUGAGAGAAGCUUGCUGCUAUAAUUAAAGCUUUUGCUUUAUCUUUGAAGGCUCUGUUUUUUCUUACUUUCUAUUUUUUGUGUUGUUGGGUGGAUUGAGGGUUUUGUCGGGUGUGUGAGUUAUGGAUAGGGAGGGAGGAUCCAACGGCGGAUCUUGCUACUAUGCCGUCCUCGGGAUUCGCAGGGACGCCUCCUUCUCCGAUAUCCGUACCGCUUAUCGCAAGCUCGCUCUGAAAUGUCACCCAGACAGGGCUCGGAACCAAGCCGUGGCCGGAGAAGCCAAGCGGCGGUUUCAGCAGAUCCAGGAAGCCUACUCGGUUCUCUCGGAUCAGGCGAAGAGAUCAAUUUACGACGCCGGCCUCUACGACCCUCUUGAAGAAGAAGACCAAGAAUUUACGGAUUUCAUGCAAGAGAUGCUGUCCAUGAUGAACAAUGUCAAGGACGAGGCAAACAGUUUCGAAGACCUCCAGAAGAUGUUCGCCGACAUGGUCGGUGGUGGAGAUGGGUUGGGAUUCGACUUCAGCGGCAUGGAUCCGACGUCAUCAAAGAAGCCACGUGUCGGUGCAUCCAACACCGGCAAGCGCAGCGCGUCUCGGCGGUAGCGCGCUGUACCUGAUCAUGGAAGUUGAUGUCCUCUCCUACCGCCCGAUUGAACUUUUCUUUUCUGCUUUGUGCCCUUUCUUUCUUUCAAUUGGGAAUUGAGUUAAUUCCCCAAAUUAAAUGUGAAAGUGGUAGGUUGGUUUAGGUUAAUCCAGUUUGGUUUGUUGUGACAGUCUAGUUGGUACCUUUUUAAUAAUAAAAUGAUUUUAAAAUAUGA